Messenger RNA from Triticum aestivum (bread wheat), 3296 nucleotides. RefSeq names its product probable LRR receptor-like serine/threonine-protein kinase At3g47570. Gene Ontology annotation, biological process: protein phosphorylation. The transcript has 2 exons. Bases 55 to 3156 code for a protein of 1033 amino acids. Lineage: Eukaryota; Viridiplantae; Streptophyta; Magnoliopsida; Poales; Poaceae. Gene Ontology annotation, molecular function: protein binding; ATP binding; protein kinase activity. The record is from RefSeq and is a predicted model, not a curated record.
CUAUCUAGUACUACUAUUUUCUCUCAAAAUUCCAGUUGAGAAAAGUCGUCUGCCAUGCAGCUUGUCCUAGGCCAGCGGUGCCACCUCGUACUGGCUCUAUUCAUCCUACUGCAGCUGGCCGAGGCUUGCUCGGCCGCCGCCGGCAACAACGAGACGGACCGCGCCGCUCUGCUGGCGUUCAAGCACGCCGUCUAUGGAGGCGGCCACGCCGACCCGCUGAGCUCCUGGAAUGACUCCUUGCCCUUCUGCCGGUGGCGUGGCGUCUCGUGUCACGCUGGCAAUGGCAGAGCGACCGCGCUGGUGCUCGCGUCGUUGGGUCUUGCCGGCGCUAUCCCUCCGGCACUCUGGAACCUCACCUUCCUCUCGUCUCUUCAGCUGCCGGACAACGGGCUCACAGGGGAGAUACCUCCGUCCGUCGGCAGUUUGCGGCGCCUCCGCAGGCUGGACCUCUCGGGCAACCUGCUCGCUGGGGCCAUGCCGGCAGAGGCGGCCCUGCUCACAAAUCUGACGCACCUCGAUCUCUCUCGCAAUCUGCUCGUUGGCCCUAUCCCACCCAGGCUCGGCCGUCUCGGCGGCGCUCUGGUAAAUCUGAACCUCUCCAAGAACCAGCUCAUGGGGAGCAUACCGACCUCCCUCGCCGGGCUGCCUUCGUUGCAGUGGAUCAGCCUUGGAAACAACAACCUCACCGGCAGCAUACCACCGCUGUUCGCCAACAUGACGGCCCUCAUCGGAUUCUCCUUCAAGUACAACAACCUUCGCGGUAGCCUGCCGGAGGACAUAGGCCAGUCCAGGAGCCUGCAGUACAUAGAGGCGGCCGGGAACGAUCUUAUUGGCGAGGUCCCGAUGUCUAUCUACAACGUCACCUCCAUCAGGAUGAUCGAGCUGUCUUACAACUCAAUAUCGGGGAGGCUCCGCCACGACAUCGGAGACCUGCUCCCGGAGCUCUACUUCCUCAGCAUGUUCGGCAACGAGCUCGUUGGACGGGUCCCAGCGAGCCUGGCGAACGCGUCGACAAUGCAGUGCAUCGCCUUGGGCGAGAACAACCUCGUUGGCGUGGUGCCCGCGGACCUUGGCGAGCUCAGGGAGCUCCUCUAUCUGAGCCUGAGCUUCAACAUGCUGCAAGCCAGCACACCUAGCGAGUGGCAGUUCGUGGACGCCCUGACGAAUUGCAGCAAGCUGCGUGUGCUCCACAUGUUCCACAACGAUCUCUCCGGCCAGCUGCCGGCGUCGGUUGCCAACCUGUCGACGGAGCUUGCGUGGCUGGACUUCGCGUACAACCGGAUAUCUGGGACCAUCCCCUCCGGUAUCGGCAAGCUGACGGGGCUGACAACCCUCCGGUUCCAGGCAAACAACUUGUCUGGGGUCAUCGCGGAGUCCACGGGCCUUCUAACUGGCAUGUUUGAGAUGCUCCUGUUCGGGAACCGGCUGACCGGCACGAUUCCGUCGUCGCUCGGCAACCUCACCAAGCUGACGCAGCUCGAGCUGAGCGAAAACGAGCUCGUUGGCGAGGUGCCGCCGAGCUUAGCGGGUUGCCGGGGCCUCGCCUACCUGAGUGUCGCCGGGAAUCGGCUCACUGGCACCAUUCCAGCUCAGGUCUUCACCAUACCGGCAAUGUCCUACAUCCUAAACAUGUCCAACAACUUCAUUUCCGGCGAGGUGCCACUGGAGGUUGGCCGCCUUCAGAGUCUCCAAACCUUGGAUCUCUCCAAUAAUAGAUUGACUGGUGCGAUCCCCGCAACGAUCGGCCAGAGUCAGGUGCUUCAGAAGUUAUAUCUCCAGGGCAACCUGCUCCGCGCUGGCGUCUCGCCGUCGUCAUUCGGGAGCCUCAAGGGCCUGGAGGAGCUGGACAUGUCCCGCAACCACCUGUCCGGCGACUUCCCACGCUUUCUGCAAGACCUGCCGUACCUGCGCCUCCUGAACCUGUCCUUCAACCGUCUCGCCGGUGAGGUGCCGGUCAAGGGAGUCUUCACCAACACGACGGCCGUCGACCUCACCGGGAAUAGCCAUCUAUGUGGUGGCAUUGGGGAAUUGGGCCUGCCACCCUGUAUAACUACAACCAACGCGGCGAGGGAUAGAUCGCUUGCUCUGAAACUGGCCGCUCCUAUGGCAUGCACAGCCUUCGCCAGCGUUGUCGUUUGGGCCUCUGUGGUGGCUUGUCGCCGGAAAAUGGCUCCGCCAAAAGUGGCAAAUCCAUUGGAGGUGGAGGAGUUGCACUGGAAAGUCUCAUACACGAAGCUCUCCAACGCGACCAACGGGUUCUCUCCGGACAACUUGAUUGGCGCCGGCUCGCACGGAUCGGUGUACCGAGGCAGCAUGUCCCACGAGGGCAACGAGUGUAUCGUGGCCGUGAAGGUCCUCAGCCUCGGGCAGCGAGGCGCGCUCGCAACCUUCGCCGCGGAGUGUGACGCCCUGCGGCACGCCAGGCACCGCAACCUCAUCAGGAUUCUGACCGUGUGCGCGAGCGUGGACGGCAGAGGGGAGGAGUUCAAGGCUCUGGUGUACGGCUACAUGCCCAACGGGAGCCUGGAGAGGUGGCUGCACCACGAGACCAGGACGCUGACCCUUGUGCAGCGGCUGAACAUCGCCGUGGACGUGGCGUCGGCGCUGGAUUACCUUCACAGCGACUGCGAGGCGCCGAUUGCGCACUGCGAUCUGAGGCCCAGCAACGUUCUUCUCGACGACGACAUGGUUGCCCGCGUCGGCGACUUCGGUCUCGCGAGAUUUCUCGGCGGCGCUGACCCGAGUGGCCAAGCCAGCUCCGUGAUCCUCAAGGGUUCCAUCGGUUACAUUGCCCCAGAGUACGGGAUGGGCGAGAAAGCAUGCGCCGGCGGCGACGCGUACAGCUACGGGAUUCUUCUGCUGGAGAUGUUCACCGGGAAGAGGCCUACCGACGCUAUGUUCUUGGAAGGGCUGACGCUCACGAGGUUCGUCGAGGAGGCCUGCUCCGGAGGCGGCAUCUUGUCCAUCGUCGAUCCGCGGCUGCUCGCCGAUGUAGGUGGACACCAGCCGCAGGUUGAGCGUUGCCUGGUGUCAGUGGCGAGGAUCGGCAUAUCGUGUGCGAGUGAGCUGCCGGUGCAGCGGACCGGUAUGAAACAAGUGGUGAAUGAGGUUGAGAAAGUCCGAACAUCUCUCUUGGAUUCUCAGACGCGAGCGUGAGCGUUUUUCCUCUUUUGGGGGGCAAGUGUGACGUGUGAGUGUCAGAGUCAUCAACUUUCUUUUUUGGAGUUCAGUCAGAGAAACAUCUUUUAGAACUUGUGUUUUUAGAUGUAUGGAGUCCUUCUCAAACUUUUAUCGAU